AUGCCACCCCAACGUAUGCCGCCAUUACCACGUCGUAAUACUGGUGCACCGUCAGAGGCAUACGGCCACAAUCCCAAAGUGCCAGGCCCAUACCUCGAUUCACCACAAGACGUCAGCUCGUUACUUCUUGUAUUUCCCCACCUGGAUCCAAAGGAUGACGCUCUUGCUGAGAGGGUAUGCAUUAGAGUUCGCAAAUAUAUGAAGCGAUAUGAUAACACACACGACUAUGAGCACAUUCAAAGAGUAGUCGCAAACGCCGACCGAAUAUGGAAUUCCGACCCGAUGUUUGCCAUUGAAUUGAACCCUCUGGUUGUCUUUCUAGGCUGCUUGAUGCACGACGUGGGCGACCACAAAUACCUACGUUUCUGGGAGAGUGGCGAACGCAUCAAGGAGAAGAUGCUUAUCAAGUGUGGUGCUUCUAAACAACUGGCACGGAAGGUCCAGAUCAUUGCAACAAACGUGUCGUAUAGGAACGAGAAGCGAAGACCAGGCCAUGUCCGAAGAAUCUGCAACGAGCAUAAAGAGCUGGCGGUGGUGCUUGAUGCAGAUAGAUUGGAAGCCCUUGGUCCCGUAGGACUGGCUCGAACUUUUGCUUUCCACGGCCGCAGCAGGCAGUUCAGGCAUACCAGUAUCUGGGGUGCGUUGCAGCACAACUGGGAAAAGCUGUACGAGUUACCUUCAAUGAUGAAGACAGCUUAUGGCAGAGAUGAAGGCCAGCGGCUUUGGAAAAAGACACUGGAGUUCACCAAUGAAUUCAGUUUGCAGGCAGACAUUUCGGCAGUGGUCAAUCCUUGA
Messenger RNA from Aaosphaeria arxii CBS 175.79, 795 nucleotides. RefSeq lists its product as uncharacterized. The record is from RefSeq and is a predicted model, not a curated record. The coding region runs from base 1 to 795 and encodes 264 amino acids. NCBI's taxonomy places the organism in Eukaryota, Fungi, Ascomycota, Dothideomycetes, Pleosporales. The transcript has a single exon.